AUGGCUGAGGGAGGAAUAUCAAGUUUCUGGGGUCCUGUCACGUCUACAAACGAGUGUUGUGAGAAGAAUUAUGCCUAUUCUUCUUAUAUUGCCGAAUUCUACAACACCCUUUCCAACAUACCAUGCAUUCUUUUGGCACUCAUUGGCCUUAUAAAUGCGCUGAGGCAGCGGUUUGAGAAGAGAUUCAGUGUUCUCCACAUAUCUAACAUGAUACUUGCCAUUGGAAGCAUGAUUUUCCACGCCACUUUGCAACGUGUGCAACAGCAGAGUGAUGAAACCCCUAUGGUAUGGGAGAUGCUCCUCUAUAUGUACAUCCUCCACUCACCGGAUUGGCACUAUCGCAGUACAAUGCCCACCUUCCUCUUUCUGUAUGGUGCUGUUUUUGCUGCAGUCCAUUCAGUGGUGCAUUUUGGAAUUGGCUUCAAGGUGCAUUAUGUGAUCCUCUGCCUCCUCUGCAUCCCUCGAAUGUACAAAUACUACAUUUACACACAGGAUGCCUCUGCUAAGCUGCUUGCAAAGAUGUAUGUGGCUACCCUUCUCAUCGGUUCUUUGUGUUGGCUUUUUGAUCGUAUUUUCUGCAAGGAGAUAUCGAAUUGGCCCGUCAACCCACAAGGUCAUGCUUUGUGGCAUGUCUUUAUGGGUUUUAAUUCAUACUUUGCAAACACGUUCUUGAUGUUCUGCCGUGCUCAGCAGCGCGGAUGGUCACCCAAAGUCGUCCGUUUAAUGGGUGUUCUUCCAUAUGUGAAGAUUGAGAAACCGAAAGCUCAAUGA
This is a messenger RNA of Dovyalis caffra, 771 nucleotides long. The record is from the annotation of a GenBank genome assembly. NCBI's taxonomy places the organism in Eukaryota, Viridiplantae, Streptophyta, Magnoliopsida, Malpighiales, Salicaceae.